AUGACGUUGAAGUACCCAAAAUCACAGGAAUAUUUCCCCAACUUCUCCUUUGAUGAACAGAUGUUCACCAGAUUCUACGAAUGCCUAGAGAGCCAUUCUAUUCAAUGCAGUUUUAAAUAUGGUGGAAGCCACCAUGGCUGGUUUGUAUAUAACGUCAGUUCAACAUCCGGAGCAGAUUCGUCGUUAUUUUAUUACCACUGUCUUAUUAACGAGAGCAGCAUGGACGUUUUGUGUGAUAAGAACACAUCCUGUCCAGAGGGAUCCCAGUGUAGCAACGCUAAGUUUAGCAUAGCCUGGGCCGAUGAACGAGAGAAUUUUUACUCGCCGAGGUUGGAGAACUGCACGAAAACAUGUCCCAGUACCCAUGACUGGUUCCGUGUAUCGACGUACAGUCUUAAAAAUACAACAAAUAGCACAGGGGAAUAUACUUCGUCUACAACGUUUCUAUCGUCUACAUACACGGAUGAAUAUACUUCAACCGUUGAGACAACAGAUCAACCUUCUACGACAGUAGAAUCUGCAGGAACAACUGCCUCAGAGACAACUGAUGAAACUGCUAAAGUGACAUUAACUGAACCUUCUACCACACAACCAACUGAACCUACAACCAAUUCAUCACCCGAACCUACAACUAAUUCAUCACCUGAAUCUACAACCAAUUCAUCACCUGAAUCUACAACCAAUUCAUCACCUGAAUCUACAACCAAUUCACAACCUGAUUCUACAACCUCCUCAUCACCUGAAUAUACAACCAAUUCAUCACCUGAAUCUACAACUAUUUCAUCACCUGAAUCUACAACCAAUUCACAACCUGAUUCUACAACCAAUUCAUCACCUGAAUCUACAGCCAAUACAUCACCUGAAUCUACAACUAUUUCAUCAUCUGAAUCUACAACCAAUUCAUCACCUGAAUCUACAGCUAAUACAUCACCUGAAUCUACAACCAAUUCAUCACCUGAAUCUACAGCCAAUACAUCACCUGAAUCUACAACUAUUUCAUCACCUGAAUCUACAAUCAAUUCAUCACCUGAAUCUACAGCCAACACAUCACCUAAAUCUACAACUAUUUCAUCAUCUGAAUCUACAACCAAUUCAUCACCUGAAUCUACAACCAAUUCACAACCUGAUUCUACAAUUUACUCAUCACCUGAAUCUACAGCUAAUACAUCACCUGAAUCUACAACCAAUUCAUCACCUGAAUCUACAGCCAAUACAUCACCUGAAUCUACAACUAUUUCAUCACCUGAAUCUACAACCAUUUCAUCACCAGAAUCUACAACCAAUUCAUCAAUUGAAUCUACAACCAAUUCGUCACCUGAAUCUACAACCAUUCCAACACAAGAAUCUACAACCAAUUUAUCACCUGAGUCUACAAUCAAUUCCUCACCUGAAUCUACAACCAAUUCAUCACCUGAAUCUACAACCAAUUCAUCACCUGAAACUACAACUAUUUCAUCACCUGAAUCUACAACCAAUUCGUCACCUGAAUCUACAACCAUUCCAACACAAGAAUCUACAACCAAUUCAUCAAUUGAAUCUACAACCAAUUCGUCACCUGAAUCUACAACCAUUCCAACACAAGAAUCUACAACCAAUUUAUCACCUGAAUCUACAAUCAAUUCCUCACCUGAAUCUACAACCAAUUCAUCACCUGAAUCUACAACCUCCUCAUCACCUGAAUCUACAACCAAUUCAUCACCUGAAACUACAACUAUUUCAUCACCUGAAUCUACAACCAAUUCGUCACCUGAAUCUACAACCAUUAUAACACAAGAAUCUACAACCAAUUAUUCACCUGAAUCUACAACCAAUUCAUCACCUGAAUCUACCUCCACUCAAUCAACUGAACUUCUAACGAACUCAUCACCAGAACCUUCAAGCGAUUUAUCACCUGAAUCUACAUCCAAUUCGUCACCUGAACCUACCUUCACUCAAUCAACUGAACCUCUAAUCAAUUCAUCACCUGAACCUACCACAAAUUCCUCACCUGAAUCUACAACCAAUUCAUCCCCUGAAUCUACAACUAUGUCAUCACCUGAAUCUACAACUAUUUCAUCACCUGAAUCUACUACCAUUCUACCAAAUGAGUCAACUCCAACGCCAUCACUUACUAGCGCUAGAUCACCGGAACCUGCUGCCUUUUUAUCAUCUGAACCUACUACUACCACUUCACAUGAGCCCACUACCCUUUCAUUAACUGUACCAGCCGUCACUUCGCCAAUUGAAUCUACUUCGACUUCACCACAUGAAUCCACUACUACUUCAUCAUCUAAACCUUUUACCACUCCAUCAACCAAAAUUACUACAGAUCCAUCAUCAGAAACACCUACUACAGUACCAUUUUCUAACCCUACUAUUACUACAUUUACAUCAACACAACCAAGCACUUCGUCAACGGACACUACGAAAACAGAAACCUCUCCUACAACAUUCACUACAGCAGCGACUAACAAACCAACCGCCCAACCAACAACCACAACAGCAACUAACAAACCAACCACCCAUCCAACAACCACAACAGCAACUAACACACCAACCACCCAACCAACAACCACAUCAGCAACUAACAAACCAACCACCCAACCAACAACCACAACAGCAACUAACAAACCAACCACCCAACCAACAACAACAGCAGUAACUAACAAACCAACCACCCAUCCAACAACCACAGCAGCAACUAACAAACCAAUUACCCAUCCAACAACCAUAGCAAACAAACCAACCACUCAACCAACAACCACCACAGCAGUAACUAACAAACCAACCACACAACCAACAACCACAUCAGCAACUAACAAACCAACCACCCAACCAACAACCACAGCAUCAACUAACAAACCAACCACCCAUCCAACAACCACAACAGCAUCUAACAAACCAACCACCCAACCAACAACAACAUCACUAACUAAUAACCCCACCGAUGAUUCCUCAACACAAGAAAUCGAAUCCCUACCCAUCAUCCAAACAACCCCUGACAACAUUCACCCACCAAACGCAGCGACACCUACACCGCCCCCAACAGAAAACCCCCCACCUCUAAACAGCGGCAACUUACGUGGCCAGUUCCAGAAUGACCAGGUCCCUCUUAUCCUCAGUCUAUUUAUAGCAGGUCUGGUCGUUCUUCUCGUGCCUAUUCUAGCAUUUACCUUCUGGAGAAUCAGGCUCAGGAUAAGACGCAACACGUCAAGUGAAACAGAUUCGCUGACCAGGUCUAAUGUUUCCAGUUACUACGACCACUUUUCUGGCACCCCUCACACAACUACAUUUAAUCCCUUGCAUUUUCUAGAUAAUUCUACGAGGGGACUCUAUCCACCGGCAGAUUAUUUAUAGCCAUAGGUCUAGUACAGUUAGUAAUCGUCGAGC
This is a messenger RNA of Physella acuta, 3369 nucleotides long. RefSeq names its product mucin-2-like. The record is from RefSeq and is a predicted model, not a curated record. NCBI's taxonomy places the organism in Eukaryota, Metazoa, Mollusca, Gastropoda, Physidae.